Paraphaeosphaeria sporulosa is the source of this 684-nucleotide messenger RNA. RefSeq lists its product as uncharacterized. The record is from RefSeq and is a predicted model, not a curated record. The transcript has a single exon. Lineage: Eukaryota; Fungi; Ascomycota; Dothideomycetes; Pleosporales; Didymosphaeriaceae. The coding region runs from base 159 to 599 and encodes 146 amino acids.
CGUCGAGAUACAACGGAUAGUUCUGAGUCUCUUGAAGAGGUUAACUUUCUUCCCUCAAGGGUUCGGUAAUAGAUGCAUUGAGAACACUGUAACUAUUUCAUUCUCAUUCUAUACUGCACUACCCGUUGUUGAAAUAUUUCUAAUAUCUAAUCUUCGUCAUGAACGCUUCCGCAACAAUACGCAGUGCGUACGUCCGCGCAUCAAUGAUGCUUGAAUUCCAAGCUAGGCUGAUCGUUCUCUUUAGUAGCGCGAUCUUUAUGUUCGCAGGCAUCGUCGACUUUCCUAGGAUCAUAUCCAAGGAAUCGCCACUGUUCGCGUCCAUAGUAUUCGGGCCCCAGGUCAUUCAUGGCUUUUUGUUCCUUUUCGCAAAUGCCAUGCUUGCUAUAAGUGAGCAACACAAGUGGUACAUCCCAAAGAUCAGCGAUCCGGACUGGCUGGGGGCGUUCCUCAACGCCACAGGUGGCUUCUGGUUCAUGAUGGCUGGGUUCUUCUUCUUUCAGAAAGACGAGCUGGCCGCAGCCGCAGCCGCUAUGGUGGGAAGUUGGGCGUUUCUGGUGAGGAGUCUAGUGAGGUGGUAUGUGGUAAUGGAAUUUUGUUGAGACUUGGAGAUAGCUAUAGAGCUCUAUAGAAGUUGUCAUUUGAUACGCGUGGAAAGUCUGUUUCCACGAGACAUAUAUUAGAUUC